Messenger RNA from Sphaeramia orbicularis (orbiculate cardinalfish), 3467 nucleotides. RefSeq names its product adenosine A2a receptor a (gene adora2aa). Gene Ontology annotation, cellular component: plasma membrane. Gene Ontology annotation, biological process: G protein-coupled adenosine receptor signaling pathway; adenylate cyclase-activating G protein-coupled receptor signaling pathway. The coding region runs from base 679 to 2019 and encodes 446 amino acids. The transcript has 3 exons. NCBI's taxonomy places the organism in Eukaryota, Metazoa, Chordata, Actinopteri, Kurtiformes, Apogonidae. The record is from RefSeq and is a predicted model, not a curated record. Gene Ontology annotation, molecular function: G protein-coupled adenosine receptor activity.
CGAGCCGGAGACAUUGAUCAGACCUGGUCAUUGUGGGCUUUUUUAAAAAAAAAUUGUUUAUUUCCUGGACUUCAGCUGCAUGUGGGACCGGACUCAGGCAGACUGAUGAUCCAGACUCUGAGGAAGAAGAGGAGAGUAACGUACUGUAAAAUGUUUGUGUUUUAGAUCGGAGGUGCUGCUGGGAUUCAUCCAGGACAGAGGUGCUUUUGUGUUCCACUGAUGUGCGUUGUUGUUGGCAUCAUCGCAGCCCCUCGAGAGGGAUUCGUGGAAAGAAUCUGCUGAGGGGAAGGAGCUGAGACAGAGAACAUCAGAGGAGCUUCAUGAGGACAGAGUGGACUGAAGGAGUGAUGGCAGCUUCAUCUGCAGCUCAGUAAACGUUUUUCUGCUGGUGUUUGAGGUGAGCGGGAACGUUGUCACCUCUGGUUCCUGUUGAUCUGGUGGGUGUUUCUGGAGGAGUCUGGUUCCUUGUGAUCUUCAGGUGGAUGUUUCUAGAGGGGUCUGGUUCCUGGUGAUCUUCUGGUGGGUGUUUCUAGAGGAGUCUGGUUCCUGGUGAUCUUCUGGUGGAUGUUUCUGGAGGAGUCUGUGGUGCUGAGGAGGAGGCUGCCCAGCUGCAGCAAUGGUCCUUGAGGUGAGGUUUCCUCCCUUCUCAUCUGUGACCUCUUCGCCGUCCGCCUCAUCAUGCCGGAAGACCCCAUCGCCUCCGUCUUCUACAUCAUCCUGGAGCUGCUGAUCGCUUUGUUCUCCGUCCUGGGGAAUGUGCUGGUGUGCUGGGCCGUCUGCCUCAACAGUAACCUGCAGAGCAUCACUAACUUCUUCGUGGUGUCCCUGGCUGUGGCGGACAUCGCCGUGGGUGUCCUGGCCAUCCCUUUUGCCAUCGUCAUCAGCACCGGAUUCUGCUCCAACUUCUAUGGAUGUUUGUUCAUCGCCUGCUUCGUGCUGGUUCUCACCCAGAGCUCCAUCUUCAGCUUGUUGGCCAUCGCAAUAGAUCGAUACAUCGCAAUCAAACUACCGCUCAGGUACAACAGCUUGGUGACAGGCCAACGGGCUCGAGGCAUCAUCGCCAUCUGCUGGGUUCUGUCCAUCAUCAUCGGCCUGACCCCCAUGAUGGGCUGGCACAAGGAGCCGGAGAUGGACAACGGAACCUGCCCCCCCGGCCUGAUGAAGUGUCUGUUCGAAGGGGUGGUGGACAUGGAGUACAUGGUCUACUUCAACUUUUUUGCCUGUGUGCUGAUCCCCCUGCUGCUCAUGCUGGCCAUCUACCUGUGCAUCUUCAUGGCAGCUCGACACCAGCUCAAGCUGAUGGAGGUGAAGGCCGUCCACGGGGAGAAAUCUCGCUCCACGCUGCAGAAGGAGGUCCAGGCCGCCAAGUCUCUGGCCAUCAUCGUGGGGCUGUUCGCCGUGUGCUGGCUGCCUUUACACAUCAUCAACUGCUUCACGCUCUUCUGCCCUAAAUGUGAGCGUUGUCCUCUGUGGGUCAUAAACGUGGCCAUCAUCCUGUCCCAUGCCAACUCUGUGGUCAACCCCUUCAUCUACGCCUACCGCAUCAGGGAGUUCAGACAGACCUUUCAUAAGAUUAUCCACAGACACAUUCUGGGGAAACAGGAUCUGAUGGAAAGCAGAGGCAGCACACGCACGUCCACUCACAACAGCAUCAGCGACUCCAUCAGACUCAAAGCCAACGGCCUCAGCUUUGACGUUUUCUCUGAACACAGCAGCAGCAGCAGUUGUGAGAGCUCCUGCCGCUGUCCUGCUCAGGCGUCUCCAGUAGGGGGCGGACUCAUGACAGUAUCCCACCCACCUCUGUCCAUCGUCAUCGCCCACUGCCCUAAGAUCGGCCCACUGCAGGGCCUCAGACAGACUCAGAUCGCUGUGGGUCAGCAUCUACAGUACACGGACUGUGUGGGAGCAGAAGCAGUGGAGGAAAAGGACAAACACAGCCUCCAGUCUACCCAUAAUGCAUUGCUGCUCAACAAGCAAAACAGAAAGAGCUGCUGCAGGGAGUUAGUAAAGGUGUUGUGAUGUUUGCACGGGAAGCAUCAGAUUCAGGAGCUCAAAACGGGAUUAACCCUGAUCUGCAAAAGAAGAUGGAGUGCUGGACACAAAUGAUGAUGUGAUAAGUUCAGGAAACUACUGUCCAUACCAGACUGUCUUCUAUUUCACAGCCACACUGAGGGGAAAAAUCUGAGUAUUUUGAGAAAAGAAUAUUAUGAGAAUGAGGUCAUAAUAUUUAGAGAAAAACACAACUGUAUUACAAGAAUAAAGCUGUCAUUUUAUCCAUACAAUUUCAUAAUAGAAAUUAUAUAGCAUCAAAUAGUGGAACAAACAGUGAAUUCGCUUCAGGUAAUAGUAAUACUUAAGAUUUUCUCAUAAAAAACAUGACUUAAAAUGUUGCAACUUUUUUUUGCAGAAUAUUAUGAAUUUACUCUAAAAAUAGCAGAUUUUCAUCCUUUGUGUGGUUGUAACCGUUAUUCAUAUAUAUCCACUAUUACAAACUGUUAAAGGCAUAAAGUGGUUUCAGUCAAUUAUGCACUAACACUUAUAAUCACGAUGCAGGUUUUCAUUGUUAGUUUUCAUUCAUUUCACAUAAACAUGAAAAACCCUCACAUACUCAAGACUGUGCAAAAAUCUUUUAAUAUGCAAGCUUUGGGUCUAAGACCUUCUUCAGCGCACUAACAGGCCAUAAUGGAUGAAGCAGUGAAUACUUUAAGGCACAAGAUAGAAAGAUUCCUUAUAUUUAUAGCUGAACUUUGACCCUUGAACCUGUGUGAACCAACAAAACUCAGCCAUAAUGAGUGAAGGGAUAGGACAAAAGAUUAUUAAACUAUUGAUAGUCUUAUUUUUUCAGGGAGAUGGACAUAAACGCUGAUGGAUUUAUUCUUCUGCAGUAUUGUGUUGUUUUUACUUUGCACCUACUGUAGAUUCAGCUCCUGAAGACAUGAAACAUUCACAGACAGUGAAGUUACUGCUCAAGUGGAUGAUGGGUUUAGUAAACAUUUCAUCACUUUUCACCCUUUACCCUUCGCUGCACUGAAAUUCAGCCUCUUUGCAGGUAUUUAUGUUUAUUUCACUGAUAAGUUAAUGCACACCUGUGGAUACUGAACUGUACAAUACAAAUAUGGUACAUUUACCAAUGACUGGUUUUCAUUUUUGUCAACAGCAAUGCAAAGUUUGAUGUUUUCAAAGCCGAAGAUCCCAAAGUUGUUGAUGUAAUGCUGAUCUAACCUUAUAUUUAAGUUUGUUCAGUGUGAAAAUGUGACUGUACUUAUUUAAGUUUUCUUCAUAUAAAUAUUGCCUUCAGGGGUAGUUUGAGAAAUGAUGGAGUUAGAUGGUAUUUGUAGUUAAAGGUGAGAGAUUUUAGACUUUAAUUAAACUUUGGUUCCGAUUUGUCUUAUGAAUUUUUGUCUAUUGUUCUCAAAGCAGACUGGAACAAAGUCCUGUCUUUAAAUAAACUGUUUUAAUGUUUUCUA